Messenger RNA from Nymphaea colorata (pocket water lily), 3261 nucleotides. RefSeq names its product serine/threonine-protein kinase D6PKL1. Lineage: Eukaryota; Viridiplantae; Streptophyta; Magnoliopsida; Nymphaeales; Nymphaeaceae. Gene Ontology annotation, biological process: protein phosphorylation. The transcript has 3 exons. The coding region runs from base 464 to 2761 and encodes 765 amino acids. Gene Ontology annotation, cellular component: plasma membrane; nucleus; cytoplasm. The record is from RefSeq and is a predicted model, not a curated record. Gene Ontology annotation, molecular function: protein serine/threonine kinase activity; ATP binding.
AAGGAGGGGGAAGCAGGCCGUCUGAGUUAUGCUUGCCUGCACUCUCUCCCGCCCCAUCAAUUCUUCUCCUUCUCUUUCUCCCUCUGCAGUCUGUCCUUGCUCACAAGGCUCUCCCACAGCGACAACACAGAGAGAGUCUGAGAGAGAGAGGCGUGGGAAACGCGAAGCCGGAGAAGGUCGAACGGAAGAGUCGAUAAUGGAAGGAAGGGGAGGAGGAGCAGGAAGAGCCGGAGGGGUAGCAUAGAAGAGGUUCCCACGUGCGAAGUGAUCUUUGAAAAAUAUGCUGGCCGGGAAAUGUUGAAGUUUUACUGUAUGCUGGUUAGGAGAGCAGUAGAUGGUAUCAUUUGUUUCUCACUACAUCAAAAACUUCAACCAUUCAUGCGGACAACUGAAAGGCGGUAACCAAUCUCCAAGAAUUCUCAUUCCUGACAGGAACAAACAUACGUCACAUUUAUGAUGCUCGAUGUAUAGAGCCACUAUGGAGAGUGUUCCUUGUUCAAAAACACUAAUGUCGGAGGGAAAAGGCUUUUCAGUUGACCAGGUACCAAAACUGCCUGCAUAUUCUUCGAACUUGUGGAAAUCACAGCACCCAGACGCUCAUCUUCACGGGAAAACAUGGAAGGGUAAAGGUUUUGUAUCAAGUCACGAAGGAUCUGUACCUAGGGUCGUGAAAUCAGCCCAAACAGUAGAGAAGGUUAACUGCCAACCAACGUCUGCCGUGGUGGAACCAGUCAUAGCAGUACAUCCCGUCAAGAAUAAUACUAUGGCUGCACCUUCUGCAAUGAAUAGGGCCCCUUCAAUUAAAGCAUGUAAGACCUCAAACACAUCGAACUUGUGUGAGGAAUGUACACAGAGCUCCUUUUCUGGAGUAAGCCAUCCACCAGAGCCUGUGGAUAGUGACCUAAUGCAGGCAGUUUAUGUAACCAUUGAUCAGAAUAAUUCCACAAAUGAAAGGUGCUUUAAAGCUGUUCCUUUGAAAGGUCCAUUACUAGAAGAUCUUUCCAUAAGUAUUCCAGCCAUAAAACUGGAUACUUGCUCCCCAUCUCCAGCUGAAAGCCUGGUUGAAGAGGCUGAUGAACUAGGAGGGUCAACGGAUCCACUGUCAACCAAUUCUGAGCAUGCAGAUCCGCAGGGGCCUGCUUUAUCAAGUUCCUUGGAGGCUAAACCUGCUCCAAUGAGUGAAUGCCUAGCUGAGAUGGAGGAGAAGGAGUGCAUAUGGGAUGCUUCAUUGCCGCCAAGUGGUAAUGUUAGCCCUCACAGUAGCAUAGAUAGUACUGGAGUUGUCACUGCCAUGAGCAUCGUCAACAGUUCGACCAGCGCUUACAGAAGUGAUGGGACACUGAGCAUGGAGAGAACCUGUGAGAGCGCCAAGGGUGAUUCACUUGGGAGUGCCAAAACCAGCAUUAGCAGAGCAAGUGAUAGUAGUGGUCUCAGUGAUGACAGCAAUUGGAGCAACGUUACUGGUAGCGCCAGUAAACCUCACAAAGGCAAUGAUCCAAGGUGGAAGGCGAUUAUAGCUGUUCGUGCUCGGGAUGGCAUCUUAGGGAUGAGCCACUUUCGACUACUCAAGAGACUUGGUUGUGGUGACAUAGGGAGUGUCUAUUUGUCAGAGCUGAGCAGCACCAGAUGCUACUUUGCAAUGAAGGUGAUGGAUAAAGAAUCCCUUGCAAGACGAAAAAAAUUAACAAGGGCACAAACAGAAAGGGAAAUUCUCCAGCUGCUGGAUCAUCCUUUCCUUCCAACUCUAUAUACACAUUUUGAGACUGAUAGAUUUUCUUGCUUGGUAAUGGAAUUCUGUCCUGGAGGAGACCUGCACACAUUGCGGCAGAGACAACCAGGAAAGCACUUCUCCGAAUAUGCUGCACGGUUCUAUGCAGCAGAGGUUCUCCUGGCCCUUGAGUACCUCCAUAUGCUGGGGGUAGUUUACAGAGACUUGAAGCCUGAGAAUGUCCUUGUCCGGGAAGAUGGUCACAUCAUGCUGUCAGAUUUUGAUCUCUCUUUGCGCUGCGCAGUUAAACCUACCUUAAUUAAAUCCUCUAUGUCUGAUUUUGACCCAUCCAAGCGGGGAAAUGCAUUCUGUGUCCAACCUGCCUGCAUAGAACCAACAUCCGCUUGCAUCCAGCCAGCUUGCUUGCUUCCUCGCAUAUUCCCUCAGAAAAACAAGAAAAACAAGAGGAAGCCCAGAAUGGAAGUAGGGCAGCCUGUCACCAAACUUCCUGAACUUGUUGCAGAGCCCACCGCUGCCAGAUCUAUGUCCUUCGUGGGAACUCACGAGUACUUGGCCCCUGAAAUUAUCAAGGGUGAAGGCCAUGGAAGUGCAGUUGAUUGGUGGACGUUUGGUAUCUUCCUUCAUGAACUUCUUUACGGAAAGACUCCUUUCAAAGGAGCAGGCAACCGCGCUACGCUUUUCAAUGUAGUUGGGCAACAACUGCGGUUUCCAGACGCACCAGUCACGAGUUACGCAAGCAGGGACCUGAUCCGAGGACUCCUUGUGAAGGAGCCACAGCAUCGGCUAGGAGUGAAGAGGGGAGCAACAGAAAUCAAGCAGCAUCCAUUUUUCGAAGGUGUAAACUGGGCAUUGAUACGGUGCAGCACGCCACCAGAGGUUCCAAGGUCAUUCGACACAGACUUGCCAGGGAAAUUUGGUGCUGCUGGCCCUGCUGCCACAGCUGCUACAGUGGGGGUUGGUAGCAGCAGCAAGAAGACAGUGGGAGCAGAUGUGAAGCCUGCUGGGAAAUAUUUGGACUUCGAGUUCUUCUAAUCUGGUUUAGUAUUUAAUCAAUGUGAAAGCAGUUUUCUUGGUAGCCACCAGAUGUUGCAGAUAGCAUGGGUAUUGGUUGGAUACAGAGGCUGUUGUAGUCAUUUAUGAAGAAAAUAGCACUUGCACUGAACGGGAACAUUAGCAGGAGCAAGCAUGAAUAUUGAUUGAUAAAUGGUAAAUAUAGGACGCUAUAAUCAUUUCUUCUAAAAAGUUCACGUUCCUCCUCCAUUGAUGUGAAAGUCUACAAUCUCCACAGGGACAUCUCAUGCAGAGUUUUAAGGCCGUGUUGAGUGCUUUUCCAUAGCUAGGACUCUGUGCUGAUGCGAAUGAUUUCUGUCCCUCUAACUGUACUUAACAAUUUACCGGGGAGCUAUCUCUGGUUCUUAAGGCCAGAUCACGGCUGCCACCUUUCUAACCAAAGCUACUGAGCCAAAUACUGUAAAUAACCACUGUACCUGCUACUUCUCUUACGGUAUCGGAUUUUCAUGCUUCGGACAGUA